This is a messenger RNA of Elaeis guineensis (African oil palm), 2627 nucleotides long. Its product is annotated as receptor protein kinase-like protein ZAR1. NCBI's taxonomy places the organism in Eukaryota, Viridiplantae, Streptophyta, Magnoliopsida, Arecales, Arecaceae. Gene Ontology annotation, molecular function: protein kinase activity; ATP binding; protein binding. The record is from RefSeq and is a predicted model, not a curated record. Gene Ontology annotation, biological process: protein phosphorylation.
AAAAUCUCGAGCCAUGACUGAUGAGACGCAGACGCCUUAAGUGCUUACUGGUAUGGUGGGAGGCCGCCCACCCUCCCUUGCUCUUACAUCUUCACCCUUUUUCUUAUCAAACCUUCUUUCCUCUUCCCUCAGGGCUCUCAGCACAGCAGAGUACCUAUAUUUUCCCUGUGGGUGCCUUAAAUGAAGAGGGUGUUGCCCUUCUCUCAUUCAAGGCAUCCAUAAGCGAGGACCCAGAAGGAUCCCUGGCCAACUGGAACUCUUCUAGUCUGGACCCCUGCUCUUGGAAUGGGAUAACUUGUAAGGAAGGAGCGGUGGUCUCCGUAGCUCUCCCAAAGAACAAACUUUUGGGUUCCCUUCCCUCUUCUCUUGGCUCCCUCCCUUCCCUCAGGCACAUCAACCUCAGGAGCAACAGGCUCCAGGGGAGGCUGCCCCCCGGUCUCUUUGCUGCCCGAGGGCUCCAAAGCUUGGUGCUUUCUGGGAAUUCCUUGUCUGGGCCUCUCCCUCCCGAGAUUGGCAAGCUUUUUUACCUCCAAAACUUGGACCUUUCCGACAACUCGCUCAACGGUUCCAUACCAGUUGCUCUCUUCCAGUGCAAGGGGCUGAAGAGCCUUGAUAUAAGCCACAAUAACUUCACAAAUUCUCUCCCAAUCGGUCUUGGAAGCAACUUGGCUGGGUUGGAAAAGCUUAAUCUUUCGUAUAAUAGAUUGAAUGGUUCAAUUCCUAGUGAUAUUGGCAACCUCUCAAGCCUUCAGGGCACAGUAGACCUUUCGCACAAUGUCUUCUCUGGUGCUAUUCCGACGAGCCUCGGGAGUUUGCCGGAGAAGGUCUAUAUUGAUCUCACAUACAACAAUCUCAGUGGUCCAAUACCUCAGAAUGGGGCCUUGGUGAACAGAGGACCGACAGCAUUUAUUGGAAACCCCGGCCUGUGUGGCACACCAUUGAAGAAUCCUUGUUCUUCCGGCACACCUGGGAGCUCUCCCUCAACCUUACCAUCUUUGCCAAAAAAUUACCCACCUCCAGCAUCAGAAGCGAACAAUAGCCAGAAAAGCAACCACAGAGGCUUGAGUAAAAGUGCUGUGAUUGCGAUUGUCGUGAGUGAUGUUGUUGCAAUUGGUCUUAUGGCGGUGGUGUUCUUUUACUGCUACCAGAUGGCAGUUUCUUCUAAUGGUGAGGAAGAAGGUGGGAAGUCCAAUACGGGUUCGAAGGGAGGCAAGAAAUGUGUGUGUUUUAGGAAAGAUGAAUCAGAGCAGCAGUCAGAUAAUGUUGAGCAAAUUGAUCUCAUACCAUUAGAUCAUCGGGUGCAGUUUGACCUGGAUGAGCUUCUAAAGGCUUCUGCUUUUGUUUUGGGAAAGAGCGGGAUUGGCAUCGUGUACAAGGUUGUGCUGGAGGAGGGACUUACCUUGGCCGUGAGAAGGUUGGGUGAAGGAGGAUCUCAACGGUUCAAAGAAUUCCAAACAGAGGUAGAAGCUAUAGCGAAGGUCAGGCAUCCCAAUAUUGUUGCUCUAAGAGCAUACUAUUGGUCGAUCGAAGAGAAACUUCUUAUAUAUGAUUACAUACCGAAUGGCACCCUAUCUGCUGCAAUUCAUGGAACGGGUGGAAAUGUUAAUUUUUCACCAUUGUCAUGGGAUGCCAGGCUUAAAAUCAUGAAGGGGAUAGCCAAGGGCUUAGCCUUUUUGCAUGAAUUCAGCCCAAAGAAGUAUGUCCAUGGAGAUCUCAAACCCAAUAAUAUACUCCUAGAUAUGAAAAUGGAAGCAUACAUAUCUGAUUUUGGACUCGGGCACCUUGCAAACAUAGCAGGAGAAUCCCCCAUGAUGCAGUCAACAGAAAAGCCACAGAAUCAAAUCUCUGAUGUUGCAGUUAGUCCCAUCAUGAGUGGUGCACUAAGCUAUCAAGCUCCUGAAGCCUUUACUACUCUAAAACCAUCACAAAAAUGGGAUGUUUACUCAUAUGGAGUGAUUUUGCUGGAAUUGAUAUCUGGGAGGUCUCCUGUGGUUUUAAUGGAUAAUUCAGAAAUGGAUUUGGUUCGAUGGGUCCAGUUCUGUAUUGAUGAGAGGAAACCCCUUCUCGAUGUAUUAGACCCCUUCUUAGCCAAGGAACCAGAGAAAGAAGAUCAGAUUAUUGCAGUGCUUAAGAUAGCUCUGGCUUGUGUUCAAUUCAACCCUGAAAAGAGACCAGCAGUGAGGCAUGUCAGUGAUACUCUGGAAAGGUUAUCUACCAGAAGCUGAGAAAAUCUGGGAAACAGGUGGAUGUAUGAGCAUCAUUCUCUUCAGCUUACAUGGAAAUUGGUUCUUGUAGAGGUUCAAAUACCAAGCUGAUAGUUCUUAGUCUGGACUUGCUCCAUCAUGCAAAUAUUCCACAAAAAUCGAACAGAAUGCCAGCUCAGUUUCAGCUUACAUGAAAAUUUUCAUUCGGCUUGCCACUGAAGGUUCUCUCCUAAUCUUUGUCAGUAUGUUAUAGUUACUGCAGUUUGUGUAGAAUCUGGGUCCUCUGCAAAAACUUGUGGUACACCUAAUGUGCCUGUAUGAUUGAUCCUUGCAAAUAUGUUGUUGCAUAAUGUAAAAGCAUCAAUCUUCAAAAUGUAUUCCAGUUUCUGUUUUAGCAUCUUUGGACCUCAAGUCCUUGUUGAU